AUGCCCCACACAUCCCAUACCUCCCGCCCAAAACGACAAACCCAAAAACGAACCCAAGUGACCGACGACGACGGCUGGACCCAUGUCGCAAGCGGCGGCAACGUGCGGCGCGUAAUGCGCACACGUCCGCGAGUCACAACUGCAAUCAAGGAAUCAGACUCCGGGAUAUCCUCUGACCAGCCCGCAGAACCCACCCUGACCCCCGCGGAGGCACCGGGUCGACUCACGCUGUCCGAGCUGCAGGCGCAGUUCCGAACUCAUCGUGAGAGGUGGGAGGGUUCGGAGAGCUGGACUAAGUUGACGGGCGUUUUGGAUGAACGGCUGAGAAGGACACAGGAACAAGCUUCUUCUGAUGCUGCUGCUGAUGCAGAUGCUUCUUCGGCCCCGGCCCGCUGCCCCGUCGACGCCAUUGUCUGUAUCGGGCUUGGGAGCCCGAGUGGGUUCUUGCGUGAUGGAUGGGUUGAUCGGCGCUCUGUGUCGCUUUAUCAGCUUGCUGCACUAGCGAGUAUAAAGGAUCAAGUUGCUUGUACAACUUCCUCCCAUCUCAAAGUCUACGCCCAAGACCCUGUCUUCAACACACUAGACGAAUCCCUCCUCUCAGCCAUGAAUAUAACAGUCAUCAAACACCCAGAGGCCUUUACGCACAUCACAGCAAACACAAUGCUCUUCUGUCCCGGCGCAGAACGCAAACACCUCGAAUUAUUGCUGCCGUCGAAGCCGUGGCUGUUGUUCGGUGGUCCGCUUGAGCAUGCGGACUCUGGUGGUGUACUGCAAGGUUAUGUGGAUGGGGCUGGGUCGUAUUGUUUGCCGGUGUUUGAGGCACUUGAGCAUGCCUUUUGGAGUAUGAGACUCUAUUGGGUUGAGCAGGUCGUGGGUGCAGAGUGA
This is a messenger RNA of Penicillium samsonianum, 885 nucleotides long. RefSeq names its product SRR1 family protein. The coding region runs from base 1 to 885 and encodes 294 amino acids. The transcript is spliced from 2 exons. Lineage: Eukaryota; Fungi; Ascomycota; Eurotiomycetes; Eurotiales; Aspergillaceae. The record is from RefSeq and is a predicted model, not a curated record.